This is a messenger RNA of Sturnus vulgaris (Common starling), 2497 nucleotides long. It is a transcript of the gene CLDN12, whose product is annotated as claudin 12. Gene Ontology annotation, cellular component: plasma membrane. The record is from RefSeq and is a predicted model, not a curated record. NCBI's taxonomy places the organism in Eukaryota, Metazoa, Chordata, Aves, Passeriformes, Sturnidae.
CCUCUGUGCGGCGGAAAGGGCUUUACAAAACAGGGAUACUUCCCAGACCGUGGUCUUCUCAAGGCCAUGCAAGGGAACAGAGCUGGUUUUACUCACGUCUGAAUUGUGUCUAUAAUCCAGUAACACCUUUUUUCCUACUUAGAGAAGUUGCUAAGGUUUCUCUUGAUUUGAGGACACUCCUGGAAACAACCUCUGUGGGCAAAUAUGGGCUGCCGGGAUGUUCAUGCAGCGACUGUACUGGCCUUCCUCAGCGGAACAGCCUCAGUAGCUGGGCUGCUUGCAGCAGUUCUGCUUCCAAACUGGAGGCAGAUGAGACUGUACACAUACAACAAGAAUGAGAGGAAUGUGACGGUUUACACUGGACUCUGGAUUAAGUGUGCACGCUUUGAUGGGAGCAGAGACUGUGUGAUCUAUGACCCACAGUGGUACACGGCCGUCGAUCAGCUGGAUUUGCGUGUUCUUCAGUUUGCCCUUCCUCUGAGUAUGUUUACUGCUGUCUCAGCUCUGUUCCUCUGCAUGAUUGGCAUGUGUAACACAGCCUUUGUAUCGAGCGUGCCGAACGUCAAACUGGCCAAGUGCCUGGUAAACAGUGCAGGCUGCCAUCUCGUGGCCGGCCUCUUGUUCCUGCUUGCCUGUGCCAUUUGUCUCACUCCGUCCAUCUGGGUCAUUUUUUAUAACAAUUAUCUGAACAGAAAAUACGAGCCCGUCUUCAGCUUUGACAUCUCGGUAUUUAUUGCCAUUGCCAGUGCUGGCGGUCUGUUUUUCACUUCCAUCCUGCUGUUCCUGUGGUACUGUGCAUGCAAAAGCCUCCCUUCUCCUUUCUGGCAGCCCUUGUAUUCCCACGCCCCUAGCAUGCACAGCUAUGCCUCUCAGCCCUACUCUGCACGUUCUCGCCUCUCUGCCGUAGAAAUUGACAUUCCUGUUGUGACACAUUCAUCUUAAGGAGACAAAGCCUGGAAGCAAAGUUCUUGUGCUCGUUCAAGCCAUGAAAAUUGCAGGCUUGAUUCUCUGUGCUGCCCUGCACUGAGCAUAAUCCUUUGUAAGGCCAAGUUUCCCAAGGCGUAAAGCUGUGGAGGCCCAAGUUCAGCAAGUCUGUUGCUGUCCUGGUCUGUUACUUCCUGGCCACAUUUCCUUUUUUUUUUUUUUAUCUUCUUUUUUUGACUCUGAGCUCACUACAGGUCAAAGUUGCUGCUAAUGCUGGAACAGUACACUAACAAUUGUAUGCAUCCAUCCUUUUGCUUACUGAUGUCAAAGCAGGUUUGAAUCUCUUUGAAAUUUGAUAAGCUAUUCCUAGAUUCUGAUCUCAUUGUAGGACCCUUGCACCCAUGUAUUGUCCAGAUGCAGGCAAUGGAAGUGGGUGUAGGGGAUUCACUGAGUUUCUUGUUCAUCCAGACCCACAUAUUGUAUGUAAUAUGUGAUGUCUGAAAAGGGUGUUUGGCAGACUAAUUCAGUUCUGUGCACUGUUCUUUGUUUUUCGCUGUACACACAAACAGAUACCUGCUUAGAAACUUCUGUAACAGAAUUAGUGCCAAAUUACCCUUUAUUUUCAAAAUAGCUUUCAAAAGGAAUAAAAUUGAUUUAACUAAGAAUGUUGUUCUGUGAUGUAAAAGCAUUUUGUGAAUUACUGGAGGCUAGAAAUCUUUUGUGAAUCUUAUUUCUAGUCUGUUUUUUACUGAGUUAACAAAUUCACUAGAUCUAUUUUGUGAAUGUUUUAUUUGAAGGCCUUCUUAAAAAUGGAUUUUCAGGUAGGAUAUAAAGUGUUCAGUUCUGGAGAGAAACAUCACACUGCAAAAAGGGUUAGGAAAAUCCUAAAGAAUUCUGAAGACUCUGAAAGAUUCUUUUGAAACACUAUAUACAAGCUGUAACAACAUCUCUCCGAAAACGGAAUUAUAACCCUGGGGAGAGAGUUUUUAAUCUAGAUGUUUUUUUAAAACUGUAUCUACAAGCAACAAUGAGCUUGUGUUUUUUUCAGUUGAUCUUUAUGGUUGAUAAACUUCAUGCUGUAGCUUAUUUCCUUACUGAUUAAGACAACCUUUACAACCUUGUUCUUUAACACCUUUCAAAUUCAGCUGUUUUUAAAUCCAGUUAUUUCCCCUGCUGCUACCUCAUAAAUGCAGAAAGUUUCCUAUUCCUAUUUUCCAUGAGAUUUUGAGUACAUUGUGAGCUUCACCUUGUAGCUCUACAAGGAUGAGGAGGGAUUGUAAAUUCCCAACCUGGGAUGUCUUUAAAUCACUUUUUGCCUUCUAAAAUGUAGAGCAGCAAGUGAGCCCUAAGGAUCAAAGCUCUUCAAUAUGGGCUUUGACAUUACUUGAAAAUUUGAUGACAGUCAGUUGAAGAGUGCUAUAAUUAAGGCAAGUGUUUGAUUCUCUCAGGUUUUGGUAAAUUGAGGUCUUGUGUUUAAAAUGUCAUUCUAGUAAGGAAAGUUAUUUUGAUUGGUGGCAUUCUGGAGCUUAGUGGGUAUUUGCAUUUCAUUAAUUCCAGAAUAAAUGUGUUUUUC